This is a messenger RNA of Zonotrichia leucophrys gambelii, 2452 nucleotides long. RefSeq names its product elongator acetyltransferase complex subunit 3 (gene ELP3). The coding region runs from base 81 to 1733 and encodes 550 amino acids. The record is from RefSeq and is a predicted model, not a curated record. Gene Ontology annotation, biological process: tRNA wobble base 5-methoxycarbonylmethyl-2-thiouridinylation. Gene Ontology annotation, cellular component: nucleus; cytoplasm; elongator holoenzyme complex. Gene Ontology annotation, molecular function: iron-sulfur cluster binding; acyltransferase activity, transferring groups other than amino-acyl groups. NCBI's taxonomy places the organism in Eukaryota, Metazoa, Chordata, Aves, Passeriformes, Passerellidae. The transcript has 15 exons.
CCUUUACGGCGCUUUCGCGACAGCGCGGGGCGGCGUCGCUUUACGGCAGCGCAGCGGGCCAGGCCGCGGGAUCCGCCAGGAUGAAGCAGAAAAAGAAAAAUGGGAAAGGGCAGCAGAGCCAGGCCGAGCUGAUGGUGAUGGCCAUUGGGGACAUCAUAAAGCAGCUGCUGGAGGCUCACGAGCAGGGCAGGGACGUGGAUGUCAACAAGUUGAAGACCAGGACCUCGGCCCGGUACGGGCUGGCGGCGCAGCCGCGCCUCGUGGACAUCAUGGCGGCCGUGCCCGCGCCCUUCCGGAAGCUUCUGCUGCCCAAGCUCAAGGCCAAGCCCGUCAGGACGGCCAGCGGGAUCGCUGUGGUGGCCGUGAUGUGCAAACCCCACCGGUGUCCCCACAUCAACUUCACUGGGAACAUCUGUGUGUAUUGUCCCGGGGGCCCUGACUCGGAUUUUGAAUAUUCCACCCAGUCCUACACCGGAUAUGAGCCGACGUCGAUGAGGGCGAUUCGGGCUCGGUACCACCCCCUCCUGCAGGCCCGGCACCGGCUGGAGCAGCUGCAGCAGCUGGGGCACAGCGUGGACAAGGUUGAAUUUAUCAUCAUGGGAGGGACGUUCAUGGCCCUGCCCGAGGAUUACCGGGAUUUCUUCAUCCGCAACCUCCACGAUUCCUUAUCCGGGCACACCUCCAGUGAUGUGGCUGAGGCUGUCAGGUACUCGGAGCGGAGCCGCAGGCGCUGCGUCGGCAUCACCAUCGAGACGCGGCCGGAUUACUGCCUGCGGCCACACCUGAGCGCCAUGCUGGGCUACGGCUGCACGCGGCUGGAGAUCGGCGUGCAGAGCGUCUACGAGGACGUGGCCCGGGACACCAACAGGGGUCACACUGUCCGUGCAGUCUGUGAGUGUUUCGAGCUGGCCAAGGCCGCGGGGUUCAAGGUGGUGGCGCACAUGAUGCCCGACCUGCCCAACGUGGGGCUGGAGAGGGACCUCGAGCAGUUCUCCGAGUUUUUCGAGAACCCGGCGUUCCGGCCGGACGGGCUGAAGCUGUACCCCACGCUGGUGAUCCGCGGCACGGGGCUCUACGAGCUCUGGAAGAGCGGGCGGUACCGCAGUUACCCCCCCAGCACCCUGGUGGACCUGGUGGCGCGGAUCCUGGCCCUGGUGCCGCCCUGGACGCGCGUCUACCGUGUCCAGAGGGAUAUCCCAAUGCCCCUGGUGAGCUCCGGGGUGGAGCACGGCAACCUGAGGGAGCUCGCGCUGGCCAGGAUGAGGGACCUGGGCACGCAGUGCCGCGACGUGAGGACGCGCGAGGUCGGGAUUCAGGAGAUCCACCACAAAGUGAGGCCCUACCAGGUGGAGCUGGUCCGCCGGGACUACGUGGCCAACGGCGGCUGGGAGACGUUCCUGUCGUACGAGGAUUCCGAGCGGGACAUCCUGGUGGGGCUCCUGCGGCUCCGCCGCGGCUCCGCCGCCGCCUUCCGGCCCGAGCUCCGCGCCGGCGCCUCCGUGGUGCGCGAGCUGCACGUCUACGGCAGCGCCGUGCCCGUCAGCAGCCGGGACCCCGCCAAAUUCCAGCACCAGGGGUUUGGGAUGCUGCUGAUGGAGGAGGCGGAGAGGAUCGCCAGGGAGGAGCACGGGGCUCGGAAAAUCGCCGUCAUUUCAGGUGUCGGCACCAGGAAUUACUACAGGAAAAUCGGCUACGAGCUGGAGGGGCCCUACAUGGUGAAAUGGUUGGAAUGAUGAUCCUGGAGAUGCCCAUCCUGAAGGACACAACGCUCAUCCCGGUGAAAUGUUUGGAAUGAUGAUCCUGGAGAUGCCCAUCCUGAAGGACACAACGCUUAUCCCGGUGAAAUGUUUGGAAUGAUGUUCCUGGAGAUGCCCAUCCUGAAGGACACAACGCUCAUCCCGGUGAAAUGUUUGGAAUGAUGUUCCUGGAGAUCCCCAUCCUGGAGGACACAACGCUCAUCCCGGUGAAAUGUUUGGAAUGAUGGUCCUGGAGAUGCCCAUCCUGGAGGACACAACGCUCAUCCCGGUGAAAUGUUUGGAAUGAUGGUCCUGGAGAUGCCCAUCCUGGAGGACACAACGCUCAUCCCAGGAAUAAAUCCCAGGAUUUGCUUCUGCCAAAGCCAUGGGCUGCAAAAAUCGGAGUUGGGACUUGAUGGUCGUGGUGGUUCCUCCUAAUUCCAUGAUUUUUGAAAUCAUGGAAUGGAUUAGGAGGUGGUUCCUCCUAAUUCCAUGAUUUUUUGAAAAUGAGCAUCAUCUCCUCUGGGAAGAGCAGCUCUGGGAUCAUUCCAGGUGUCUCCUCACCUGCUGCAUCCUCAGGAUGAUGGAAUUUCAGGAGUUGGGGUGUCCUGGUGGGAAAAAUGCCUUUUUUUUUCUGCUGUUUUCAGCUUUUCCUGGUUCUGAGUUUAAAAUUGGGCUUGGUUUUCUGGUUGGGAAUAAAUUCCGUGUUUAUUUUA